Messenger RNA from Bufo gargarizans (Asiatic toad), 3034 nucleotides. RefSeq names its product activating transcription factor 2 (gene ATF2). The record is from RefSeq and is a predicted model, not a curated record. Gene Ontology annotation, molecular function: cAMP response element binding; DNA-binding transcription factor activity, RNA polymerase II-specific. Bases 198 to 1658 code for a protein of 486 amino acids. Gene Ontology annotation, biological process: regulation of transcription by RNA polymerase II. The transcript has 12 exons. Lineage: Eukaryota; Metazoa; Chordata; Amphibia; Anura; Bufonidae.
CUGCCUUCCUCGAUUUAUCUCUAGAGACUGCCUCUGGAUACCUCGUGUAUGACCUUGGAUCGGACCCUGGAAACCCUGACGUCUCAUCCUUAGGUACCACGUUACACGGACUAAUACUGCGCAUAUGAACUUUGGCCUGGUCACUGGCUGUGCCCUUGGUGUUUCCCUGCACAGGUAAUCCCGAGGACCUGUAGAAUAUGAGUGAUGACAAACCAUUUGUAUGCACUGCCCCUGGAUGCGGCCAGCGUUUUACUAAUGAAGAUCAUUUGGCCGUGCAUAAGCAUAAACAUGAGAUGACACUGAAAUUUGGCCCUGCCCGAAACGACAGUGUAAUUGUUGCAGAUCAGACCCCAACCCCGACUCGGUUCCUGAAGAACUGUGAAGAAGUUGGUCUGUUUAAUGAGCUCGCAAGUCCGUUUGAAAAUGAUUUUAAGAAGGCAUCGGAUGAUGACAUUAAGAAGAUGCCUUUGGAUCUUUCCCCUCUUGUAACACCUGUUAUAAGAAGCAAGAUUGAGGAACCAGUUAUUGUUGAAACCACACAUCAGGACAGUCCAUUACCUCAUCCAGAGUCUACGACAAGUGACGAAAAGGAAGUGCCAUUGCCAACCGCACAGCCCACAUCCACCAUAGUCCGGCCUCCAUCACUUCAAGUUCCUAACGUGCUGCUUACAAAUUCAGACUCAAGUGUUAUUAUUCAACCAGCGGUACCUUCACCAACAUCCAGCACUGUAAUAACCCAAGCGCCACCUUCUAACAGACCCAUAGUACCAGUUCCAGCACCUUUUCCUCUAUUGUUACAUCUACCUAAUGGACAAACCAUGCCUGUUGCUAUUCCUGCCUCAAUCACAAAUUCCAAUGUACACAUACCUGCUUCAGUCCCAAUUGUCCGACCCGUCACCGUGGUGCCUACGAUCCCAGGGAUUCCAGGCCCUCCAUCUCCACCACCUGUUCAGUCAGAGGCAAAACUGAGACUAAAAGCUGCCCUGACCCAGCAGCAUUCUCAGGUAACCAAUGGUGAAACCACCAAUGGACAGACGAGUGGAACUGCAAAGUCUCAGCCAGAGGAAGCUCAUCCACAGUCACUACAGCAACCUGCCACAUCAACUACUGAAACACCGGCAUCUCCCGCUCCCCCCGCACCACAACCUCAAAGCACAGGGGGGCGUCGGAGGAAAGCAGCAAGCGAUGACCCAGAUGAAAAGAGGAGGAAGUUUUUAGAACGGAACCGCGCUGCCGCUUCCAGGUGCAGGCAGAAGAGGAAAGUGUGGGUGCAAUCCUUGGAAAAGAAGGCAGAGGACCUGAGUUCAUUUAAUGUGCAGCUACAGAAUGAAGUCACCCUGCUGAGAAAUGAAGUGGCGCAGCUGAAACAGCUUCUUCUGGCUCAUAAAGAUUGCCCUGUAACCGCCAUGCAGAAGAAAUCUGGCUAUCAUAUAGAUCCAGAAAAAGACGAAAGCUCAGAAGACAUUUCAAUGCCUGGCAGCCCACAGACUGAAGCGAUCCAGCACAGUUCAAUCAGCACUUCCAAUGGUGUGAGCUCCACCUCCGUGGCAGAAGCAAUAGCGACAUCUGUUCUCACCCAGAUGGCAGAUCAGAGUACAGAACCAGCUGCCUCCCGCGUCAAUCUGGCUCCUCCUCCCGUGCAGCCUUCAGGAAGUUGAUUAGGAACACGCUCCACUCCAGGUUUUAGCAGAUGAUUGGCGAUUUCAGAGGGGAAAAGAGCAAAAGGCCAGUCUUGAGAGGUGAAAAUAAUGUAAAAACUCUCAUUUUAUGUUUUACGUUGUAGCCGCUAUGGAACAAGUCCUGCCCUUCUUCAGGAGCAAGUGUCUCUUCAUUUCCCUUUUUUAACGUUUUAAAGUUACUUUUUAGCUUCAAAUCAAUUAAUGUGACCCCUUUCUCUGUAAAAACCUACGUUAGGGGGUUAAAAAGAAAUUGUAACCCUAUUUUUGUGUAAACAAUACGGGGAUGAGAUCCGGGGGCAGAAACUAUGCUAAUGUCACCGUUAUACCAAAGUUGCAUAGUCCCGUUUGAUCUUGAUUGUUAAGGUCGUAAUGCACUAGGCGUGAGAAAGAAAGACAAAAUCGAUUUUGCUUUUAAUCUUUUGCCGUUUUUUUAUUUGCACAGCUGGAAAAGAGAAUAGUGGAGGAUAUUACUUAUACUUUUUUCAUUAUUUAUGUUUUUUUUUUUAUCUUUCUAAUUGCACAAAUUUUUAGUGGUUUGGACAUCAUCACAUUUGAAAUGUACAAAAUGAUUGCUCAUUAUUUGCAGACGUUGUAGUCUAAGUGCAAUAUUUCUUUAGUUGCCUUUUUUUUUUUGUCUUUUUGGCAAACAUACUGAAAAUAGUCAAAAGAAACUCACCCCAAUCCCAUAGAGUGCUAGUUUAUUAGAAACAAGCAGGAUAGUUUCAGGAACAACACCUCUGUAUGUGCUCCCCAAGCUGUUACUUACUGUAUUUGAAGGCCAGGAAGAGCCUAAAGACCUAUUUUCGACGACUUUACAACUUGCAUUUUUCAUUGUAUUUGCUGAGUUGUUCUUAACUCUUGUGUAAGCGCGAUCAUUAUCCUGUAACAGAAUUUUCAUACAUUUCUCGUGGAGAGACAAACCAUUAAGUUAUUGGGAUGGAGUUCUUUGGCAAUAUAUGUAGCAGGGUUAACACACAAACUCUUAACUCAUCGUGUUAUCUUGAAACAAAAGCCGUUGAAAACCAAUUGAAGGUGUUUGCUUAACGCAUUUAGUUUAGGUAACACGUCUCAUAAAGCAUGUGUGUUAACGCUACUAUAUCUGUACUCUAGCUUUCUAAUGUACUAUGUUGAAAAUUAGUCCCGUUACCUUGUGGCACUGAGGUCCUGGGUUCAAAUCUUACUAAGGUAAACAUCAGCAGGGAGUUUGAAUAUUUUUCUGUGUGUUUGCAUGGGUUUCUUUUGGAUUCUCUGAUUUCUUCCAGCACUCAUGAAGCAUGCUGAUAGAUUAUAGGGCAUCUGCCAGCAGAUUUGUACCUAUGAAACUGGCUGACCUGUUGCAUGUGCAGCUGAAGGCA